Messenger RNA from Acanthosepion pharaonis, 2751 nucleotides. Lineage: Eukaryota; Metazoa; Mollusca; Cephalopoda; Sepiida; Sepiidae. The record is from the annotation of a GenBank genome assembly.
AUGUACCAGGCUGCUACGUUUUAUUACGACACCGGACGUCUGUCUGUCUGUCUAUCUAUCUAUCUAUCUAUCUUAGCUGCUAUUCUUAAUCAAUAUCGAAUUUUCUCUUUUUCUUUCUUUUUCUUCCACACCCUCUCUCUCUCUCUCUCUCUCUCUCUCUUUAUCUCUCGCUUCAGGCACCAUUAUACAUGCUCCCUCUUGCUGUUACUACUUUCAACCUGCUUCUCCACGCUUCUCGCGUACGCCUUUCUGGUUAGCUGUUGGUCAUCUUUCAGUGUGCAGUUACCGUUGCCCGAAGGGAAAAAGAACAGCUACCGCCGACAACCGGUGGACAGCGCCCACUUAGACUUCCAUGGCGCUAAAACCACAAAAUUACCACUGUUUCAAUGGCCUGGACACCUAAGAGCCAGCCUUAAUGUAACAGGGCUGUCACCCAUCAUAGCUAAAAGAGCCCCGAAUCCAAAUCAGCGUUUUCACAACAAAGCUGUUAAUAUAUAUCAACAUACCAAAAAUAAUAGCGACUAUGCUAAUCGUGAUACGGCGAAAAACUUUGAAGAUCGUCCGUCCCGAAGAGAGGAGGCGAUAUUAAGACAGAAUUAUAAAGGCCGUCGCCGUUACGAGGUGGCGAAAAUUAAAAGUACUGUUUCCAUUAGUAGUGAUAAGAACUAUAGUAACAAUUAUACAAAUGAUAAUACUUAUCUAAACAGACCUGGCCCGAAUCGGGUCGUCGGUGGGGCUAACGCUACAAAAGCCUCGAAUGCCGUUAACUCUGGUCGUCUUAAAACUGUUGCUUAUGUUCGAGGUGUCAAUGGCGAAAUAUUACAAGAUUCAACGCUAAUCGACAAAAAUGGACAACAAAAGUCGCGACAAGGUUUAACAACCAACGGAAGUUUAUAUGCGUCCCAUAUCCAGAACGGGAGUGAAGCGUACGCAGAUGGAUCCGAAGGACGUAGUCGUGGACGUCAUAGGACAACGUUCAUAAAAACGGAGACGGAUAAAAUCGUGGAUGACUCUGAGAAGAUAAAAAGUGAGAAAAACAGUCAGACGGUUGGGAAAUUAAGCAGUAAUAAGCGUCGUAAGCAAGAACGGAAGGAACACCUUACGAAACAUGCGCACAGAACCCGUGAAAACAUCGGGUCCAAAUCUGCGUCUUCAUUGGCGUCACUGUCUCCUAAAACGGCGUCGAUUUUGGACCCCGCUACGGGCAACGUAACCUUUUCUCUUCCGUCGAUUGGUGCAUCGCAAUUGCAAAGCAGAUCAAUCCCGACGCUCUCACCCUCAACAACACACCAAAACACUGCAAAAAUAACAGCAGACAAUUUUACAUCAAUAACGCCAGCAUCAAAUUCAACCGAUGAACGAGCUGCAAAUCAAACCCGACAACCUCAAAAUGAUAAGCAAGAUCUACUGCAAGAAGAUGGUCAAGCGCGAAGUGACCCUUACCGGCAACAACUUCUUCAAAUGCAGAAUCUACAAUUGCAGUUGCAAAAACAAUACCAACGCUACCGAAAACGUCAACAGAAGAGGCAACAAUACCGUCUCCAUCACCACCACCACCACCGCAAACACCAACGUCGCUUGGGUCACCAACGGCAUCGACGUGAUGUCCGUAAUGCCGGCGGUCGCAAAUCUCUUCGGCGUAAGCGUAACGCCCGAAAGGUGAAUCUCAACAGACGACGACGUCAUCAUCGAAGGCGAAGACGACGUCGGACGGCUGGAGGACGCCGAAAGUGGGACCCACGUUUGGCACAGGCUGAGGCUGACCGUCGUUGGCAAGCGGCUACUAUAACGUCGACAGCAUCAACAGUGAUUGAGGUGAAAGCUAAACGCAAUAAUGCGAAUUUAAUCAACUCUAGUUUUUACGGGAAGAGCAAUAAAAAGGGUACUCUCUUGAGCGUAGAGCGAAACGACCUCGCAUACAACGGCGACGAAUGGAAGAGUCACGUUGGAGACGUGAAGACGCGUGGUGUUGGCGAUGUGAAGAGAAACAAUGCUAGCGAUGUCCGCGCCGUCAUGAAUUUGACGGCGACUGUUAGAAGGUCAUUGAGUCACAAAGGUGUUUCGAAGGGUGACAUAACACGAAAACACACGGUCGACAAUGUCGUGAUGAACGAUACCGGAUUGACGUUACGUAACGGUUUUGGCAUUGGUGCCUUCAUGGACAACGGGUCCGAAAAAGACAGCAAUUAUUAUGAAGAUAAUAUGAUGGACGAACUAAAUUAUGAUUUCAAUGUAGUAGAGAUGCCUUCUGAAUAUAUGUCUUCUUCUUUAUCCUCAUCUUCGAAAUCCCCUUUGUCAGAUUCCCUUUCUAAGUUUCCCAAUACUUCUUCUUCUUCUUCUUCUUCUUCUUCUUCUUCUUCUUCGUCGUCGUCGUCGUCGUCUGCUUUGUCAUCGCUAUCGGCCGUAGCUGAUGUCCUGCGCCACCAACGAAAAUUGUCGACUAAUGCCACUCGGAAAAUGCCUCAAGCCCUUAUAAUCGGGGUGAAAAAGGGAGGCACCCGAGCCGUAUUGGAAUUCUUACGCUUACACCCCGAUGUCCGAGCCCCGGCAUCUAUCUAUCUAUCUAUCUAUCUAUCUAUCUAUCUGGGCCUGUUUAUAUCUAUCUAUCUAUCUAUCUAUCUAUCUAUCUCUGAGCCUCUAUCUAUCUAUCUAUCUAUCUAUCUAUCUAUCUAUCUAUCUAUCUAUCUAUCUAUCUCUGAGCCUGUUUAUAUCUAUCUAUCUAUCUAUCUAUCUAUCUAUCUAUCUGGCUAG